UGUCGCGCAUUCACGAUCAGUCGUUCUGCUCCGCCGGACUGGGGUGCGUUCAUCUGAUUGUAUCACCGCGUAGUUUUGUAUAAUUUACCCGUGUACACCAGUCGUUCGCAGACUCCCGGGAAAACUCGUUUCACCGAGUUGCGUUCAUCGCGUUCCUCGUCAUUAACACAUCAACCCGUAUCUACAGCAUUAGACGGCUGAUAUCGUUUUUCGAAUAUUUUUCGUCUACAUUUUCGAUUUAUAAAUUUAUUUUAUUUUUUUAUCGUUUUCGUGUUUUAUUAGCAACCCCCGCCGAGAGGAGGGUUUCUAUAACGACACUCUCACGCGAUAUUCGUGCGUAGCCAUUCGCCGGUCCCAAUCGCUUCGUGCUGACGGGACAUUUUUUUCAUCCCAUAUCUGUGGCAUCUAGACAUGUGACAUGAAGGCUACAAUUGUAAUCAAAACAAUUGUGCUGAUGACCAUUGUGGUCGACGAAAUCUCCAGAACUUACGCCAAACACCGCGAAGGAAAAUACAAAGGCACCCAUUGGUGGGGAAUCGCAAAAGCUGGCGAACCUAAUAAUUUGGCUCCUAUGACCCCUGGCCUGAUGCUCAUGGACUCGUCAUCGUUAACGUUACUGCGCAAUAAACAGAGAAGGAUGAUCCGCGAACAUCCAGGCGUAUUACAAGCAAUCAGCAGAGGCGUCAAUAUGGCACUGCAAGAGUGCCAGCACCAGUUCCGGAAUAGGCGUUGGAACUGUUCAACUAAGAACUUCUUAACUGGCAAAAACUUAUUUGGGAAGAUUGUGGACAGAGGUUUCAGGGAGACGGCGUUCAUCUACGCGAUCACCAGCGCGGGCGUGACGCACGCGGUGUCCAGGGCGUGCGCGGAGGGCGUGAUCGAGACGUGCACGUGCGACACCACGCACCAGCGACGUGGCCCGUACAUCCAGAACUCUGUGCCGGGCGUCAAGGACUGGGAGUGGGGUGGCUGUUCGGACAACAUAGACUUCGGGUACAAGUUCGCCAGGAUGUUCGUGGACACUGGUGAACGGGGCCGCAGCCUCCGGGAGAAGAUGAACCUGCACAACAACGAAGCCGGCCGCAUGGUAAUUAAUGUUCCCGGGACCUUCGGGUGUCCCGAACGAGGUCCUCAGGAUUUUCGUCACCACCCAGACUCAAGCAGUGCUGAACUCUAUGAACGACUAGACGCUCUGAUGUUUCCACCACGUUGGAAAAGGGCCCACCUAGGGUUGAUCAGGAAAGGCGCGGACAAGUUCCCUGACGCCCCGCCCAGCUACAGACCUAACCUCGACGAACACGAGGGCAGCAGGAGAGCACCCAACCAGUUCGGAUUCUGCAAGGGCAUCAGCACUGAGAGUCAGCAGUUACCAACGUCCUCAGCCUCGCUGCCCAGGCAGCUGUCACCCCUGCCAAAAAGAGUUUGUGCAUCCUGGUGA
This is a messenger RNA of Diuraphis noxia (Russian wheat aphid), 1438 nucleotides long. It is a transcript of the gene wg, whose product is annotated as Wnt family member 1 wingless. Gene Ontology annotation, biological process: multicellular organism development; neuron differentiation; canonical Wnt signaling pathway. Lineage: Eukaryota; Metazoa; Arthropoda; Insecta; Hemiptera; Aphididae. Gene Ontology annotation, molecular function: cytokine activity; frizzled binding. The record is from RefSeq and is a predicted model, not a curated record. Gene Ontology annotation, cellular component: extracellular region.